CCGUGAUGAACAGACGCCAUGUUUGUUAGGCUAACGGGAUGAUUAGAUUUCCUUGCGGAGGUUUAUCUUCACCUCAUCAGAGAUGUUACCAGUUUUUGAGGGAUGUGUCGUUCGGGAAUCAGGAGACGGGAAGAGCCGAUUCCCCUCGGGGAGAAGAACCGACUCUACUCAGGAUGAGCUGACUUUUUAGCCGCUCAGGCUGCUCCGCUGUACAGAGUCCAGACUUUAUUUUGAUGGACACGCUAUGAGGCCAUUCACAUGCAGGACAGACUAGGAAGAGUGCAGACGCCCUGAGUCUGCGGGUGCAGCUGUACAGACCAGGGACACACCACAGACAGUAUAAAGAUGGACAACGGAGCACUUAUUCAACUGUGAGGCCAAAGCAAGUAGAGCUCCCCCUGGUGUCUGGCUGCAGUAUAGGUCACAAUCUCCACCCCUUCCAUAUUAGUGGAUGUGUCUAGGACCAAACUAAAACACUAAAACGCACGUCAAUUUUUUUUUUUUUUUUUUUUUUUUUCAAGGAUGGAUUGUCAUUUUAGGUAGUUAAUAUUUCCUUUCAGCGGUAGCAUCUGGUAUUUCCAAAUGCCAACCAAUGCCUUUAUGCCGAGGGUCAUAAUUUUAAGACUUUGGCCUUUAUUUAUUUGAUUUGUUUGCUGGAGUUGCUGUGUCUAUGUUGAGUUGUUCAUUUAAAAUUUGAUUAAAUAAAACUUUUCCUGUAACAGUGAGUUACAAAAUUGCAAAAUUAGGCUAAAAUAGGAAGCUCUGAGGAGCAAUUUGAGAGUCUUAAGAGCUCUUCUGAGGGAGCCGAGCCAAAAGGGACGACUCUUUGAAAAGAGUGGACUUCCCAUUAUUACUUUGAACGUGAUAGAAACAGAAACUCUCUUCCAUAACCAACGGGAGCCAAAACCCAAAGUGAGCUGCUUGCAGAAAAGCUCGGGUUGCUCAACAUUGACAAAUUAAAGGGAAACAUGGCUUUUCCUCAAGUGUUGAGCUGUCCUGCUGUUCCACUUUCCAAUGGUCUGCAGAUUCCAAUACUUGGAUUAGGCACAUCGUAUCAUGGCGGAUACUCCCAUGAUGGCGUUGUGUACGCCCUCACUGAAUGCGGAAUACGCCACAUUGACACAGCAAAGCGUUACGGCUGUGAGGAGAUGCUGGGUAAAGCCAUCAAAGAAAGUGGGCUACCCCGAAGUGAUCUGUGGAUCACCAAUAAGCUGUGGCCCGGGGACUACGGAUACAGAGCUGCAAAAAAGGCCUGCCUCGACUCCUGCGCAGAGAUGGGGCUGGAAUAUUUCGAUCUGUACCUGAUGCACUGGCCAGAGUCUUUAAGACCUGGUCGUUCCAACAGGGAGAUGAGAGCCGAGACCUGGAGAGCUUUGGAGGAACUUUAUAACGAAGGGGUUUGCCGUGCUAUUGGGGUGAGCAACUUUCUGGUCCACCACCUGGACCAGCUGAAGGAAGACUGUAGUGUGGUGCCACAUGUUAACCAGGUGGAGUACCAUCCUUUCCAGCAACCCUAUCACCUCAUAGAAUACUGUCGCCAGGAGGGGAUUGUGUUUGAAGGCUACAGUCCGUUGGCCAAGGGUCAAGUCCUCAGCAAUCCCACGGUUUGCCGGAUAGCAGAAAAGCACAAACGCACACCAGCUCAGAUCUGCAUCCGCUGGAGUGUUCAGAACGGAGUCGUUACAAUUCCAAAGUCCACCAAAAAGGAGCGCGUCUUGGAAAACUGCCGGGUGUUUGAGUUCGAGCUGGACAAGGAAGACAUAGACAGUAUAAAGAAGCUGCACGAUGGGAGACACGUGUCUUGGGAUCCAACAAACGUGGAGUAACACAAGGCGUUUGCAGAAAUAAAAAUCGCCAUUUGAGCUUUAUAGGUACUGGUUAAUUCACUUUCUUCCUCUGGAGAGAGACACAUUUGCCAUUUCAACACUUACCUGCAGCUGCCCCCCAACCUCUACACGUCUGCAAGGGUCAGCCUCAUCAUCUAAGAACAGUAAGACCAUCAUGUGAAAACACUACGAUAUGGGGAGUAUGAGAGUAUGCAGUAAGUUGGUUAGUGUACUUACUCUUGUUAUCACAUCUCCGAGCCAGGGCUGAAGACUUUAAAGCACCACAGUGGGAAGAGUCUGGUGCUCGAGUGCUUCCUGUGGAUUCACACAAAUGAAAAACAGGCCAUGGUACACAGGUCUCACCCUCGAGGUAAGACAGGGCUCGAACAACAACUCAAGGCGCAACUGGCGCCAAGUUAACUAAGUCAGUUCAAGAGGAUUUGUCUUGUUCAGUCUUGGUUGUGUUUUGCUGGCAGCCUUUCAUCAUUUGGCUUCCUUUGGUGUUUCUUCUUCUGCGCACACCAGUUGCAAACAAACUCCAACCAGCAGAAAGAUAACUGGGCAGCAGGGUCAUCUUGUUACAAACUGACCCUCAGUCUUUUCCCUAUCAUGCUAAUAUGGAAGAGGUUUGUCAGGUCCAAUCUAUCAGGUUCAGUUCGUUGAAAGGGCUACUCUUUGGAAAUGCUCUCUGCAGUUUAAUUCAUCUUUCUAGAUUUCUUCCUUAAAAAGUCAACCUGUAUUUCUAGUCAUUUACAGAAAUGCUCAUGCAAUUCUUAAUUUAACUGAAUUAACUUGUGUUUCUCAAGUUUUAAAGAACAACUGUUGACCUGAAGCAAAAAUCUGAUCUGAUCUCUGUGGGAAUGGGUGCCAAUAAAAACUUAAUACAAAGAACUGAUAACUGGGUGCAGCUGGACAACACUGAUACCAUCUGUCAUCUUUACUCAAUUGUUGGCUUAAUUAGAUCAACCAAAGGGUUUUGGCCAACUAGUCCCUGCAGUUACACAUCCCACCAAAAUAAUAAGGCACAAGGAUGAAGCUUACAUGGGAAGAAUGAUAAAGUGCUUUCUGAAGAUUUGCAACUCCACAGAUGCAAAGUGAGUUUUAUCUAUGGGGGAAGGUAUGUAACAGUAGCAAACCCUCAAAACUUCCCCAAAGAGGAUGGAAACAAGACAGAAAACAUCAGAGACAUUUCAGGUGCCUCCCACCUCAAUUCAUGUAUCUGUAAAACUAAAGCAGUUCUGGAAAGAGGAGCGAGUCAGUCCCACCAUAGUGAUGUCACAGUCAUUUAAAACUUGUAUUUUUGUUUUGUUUCAUGUUUUUUAAAUUAUGCA
Mugil cephalus (flathead mullet) is the source of this 3157-nucleotide messenger RNA. RefSeq lists its product as uncharacterized. Lineage: Eukaryota; Metazoa; Chordata; Actinopteri; Mugiliformes; Mugilidae. The record is from RefSeq and is a predicted model, not a curated record. The transcript has 8 exons. Gene Ontology annotation, molecular function: oxidoreductase activity. Bases 969 to 1826 code for a protein of 285 amino acids.